AUGAAGAAAACAACGAAAGCUUUUCCUCUUCUUCUUCUAAGUUUGCUUCAUAUACUUCUAUGUGUAUCCUCUCAGGCUCGUGUCACAGAGGCUAGAAGACUCCAUAACACAGGUGUUCAGAUAAUCGCAAGACCUUCCCCACCUUGUGGAGGUGAAUCAAUGGGAGAUGAUCAAGUUUCAGGACACAAAGAUAAGCCUUGUAAAACAAUUCCACGACCUCCUACUCCUCCUAGGUGCUCUUAG
Eruca vesicaria subsp. sativa (arugula) is the source of this 243-nucleotide messenger RNA. The record is from the annotation of a GenBank genome assembly. NCBI's taxonomy places the organism in Eukaryota, Viridiplantae, Streptophyta, Magnoliopsida, Brassicales, Brassicaceae.